AUGGGUUACCUAGAUCUGCCUUAUAGUCCAGAGCCUGUGGUGUUUCCACGCAUCGUUCAGGUAUCUGAUGCCAAGGUAUCUCAGGAAGGCCAUGUGGCUAUCACUCGACGGAAAAGGAACAUCCUAUUUCCAAGUGGAGUCAAACUGUGCGCACAAGAGACAGUUCAGCAGGUGGUUGCAAACCAUCUGAGCUACUUUCAUCUCAGAGUGUGCCAGGAGACCAUAUGGGAGGCUUUCAAGAUCUUCUGGGACCGCCUCCCAGAGCAAGAAGAGUACCAAAGCUGGAUGAACCAGUGCCAGGAGGGAACAGUCAUGGCAAAAGAUAUUGGCAGCUACUUCAGCCAAUCAGAAGAGCACCAGGCUCUGGUUAAAAAGAGAAUGUCACGGACAGGUUUGAAAAGUGCUCCGACACCAGCUACACCGGAAGCUGCUCCUGAGCAAGAACACAAAGCUGAUGGAGAAGAAGAGGGGGAAGCAGCUGCUGUUGUCCCAGAGGUUGAGGAGAGUCCACUGGACAAUGACAUCGGCCUGCAGCCUCCCACUCCCCCAGUGCUGGAGCAGGUAGUGGAGCUGAGCAUCCACCUGAAUGGACAGAUGUAUAGCGAUGACCUUGGCAAUCCAGCCAGCCUGCAGUACCAAACACUGAGCAGACAGCUUGCUGAAAGGAUAGAGGAUGCGUUGGUGGGGCUUCCUGGAUUUAAGACUGUGUCCGUGCUGGACUUCAGGCCCCAAAAGGAUGUCCAAGGGCUGGAUGGCAUUGUGGUGGACUAUGCCGUAACAGUGGUGGUGGAUGGUGCUGGUGUGAGCACUGAACAACUGGACUACCUGACCCUGCAGUCUAACCUGGUGGAGAACUCAUACCAUGAGGUCAAAGAAAUUCCUACAGUGAUCUACACCAUCACCGAGUUUAAAAACGUUGGCACUGAAGCCCUGCAUAAGGACGAGUUGGAGGAGAGCGUGUCUGAGAUCCCUGUGUCUGUCAAUACUGCAGACGGAGCCACGGCCACACCAGUUCAGGUCAGUGUUGCUGAUGAGCCACCAGAGGUCUUGAUCCUGGAGGAGGACACAGAGGAUGUCAACGACGAAUUCCUGCCUGAGUUGCCUGAAAGCAACACAGCGACAACAGCAGAAAAUGAUGUCAUUGUUCUGGAGGAGAGUGCUGUUAUACCCGCUGCUCCUGUCCUGACCACCGAGGCACCUGAAGCUGGCAGUAUUGAGGAGGAAGGUCUGCUGCUGGAGGAGACUCUGCAGACUGCUGAUGUAGAGAUCUCCCCAGAAGAGGAGCUUCCAGCUGAGCUCCCCCCUCCUGAGCUGCCAGAGGUCAUCACACUGCCUGAACCGCCAGUGGAGAUCGAGGCCUCUGGCUCAGGCACAGGGGACCUGGACGACCUGCUCCCUCCAUCUACACCAACAGUAGCAGAGGAAGACAUUUCUCUUGACGAGACAGCUUCAGAAGAUGUGUUGAUACCAGAAGAUGUCGGCAUAGAUGCAGGUGAUAUCUCUGACAAGGAAAUGGAGGAGGUUGAGGUUGAGGUUGCAGUAGUGGAAGAGGAGCAUACUGCAGAAGACGUGGAAGCUCCAGAAGAGGAGCAUCUGGAUGAGGUUGUUGUUAAUGAGGCAGAGAGUCCAGAGGAGCUUGAGAUCUCCACAAUUUCAAAUGAGACCACAGAAGGAGAAGGUCUGACUGCAGUACUCCCGACCCCAGAUGCUGUAGAUGUAGUGAGUGAAGCAUCAGAGCCAGAGGCAGCAGAAACUACUCUGCUUCCUGUUGGCGAAGACUCAGUGGAGUCAGUAGAAGAUUCAAACCUCACAGAUGUUCUACUUGUAGAUGAGGAAGUUAAUACUGAACAGCCUGAGGAAGACAGUAAUGUGGUUUUGUCCUAUCCUGAGGAACCUGUGUUAGAAGAGGGUGGCAUGGAGGCACCGACAGAGAGCGAGAGACAAGAGGUGAUUGAAGAGACUCCACCUGAAGCUCCAGCUGUAGUGGAAGGGGGCCCAGAAGCUCCACAGAUCUCAACUGAGGAUCUUACAGAGGAUGAGAUCCUAAUAGUCAACCAGGAUGAACAAGAACCACCAGUGACAGAUUCUCUAAGUCCUAUCCAACCAACUGUCCUGUCUCCAGAGAAGGAGUCGCCUUUUACCCGUAUAUCUGACGUUAAUCCUGCCUCCGAUGGGCAACCUGACAUCAUCAUUCCUACACUGGUGGAGAUUCAGACCCUUGACGAAGAUUUGGAUGAUGCCUCCCUUGAAGACCAGGGCUUUGAUGUGGUUCAUUAUGGUUAUGGUUUGAUCAACCACACAGAGGAGGGCAGCACUGGAUUUCCAAUCAGUGUGGGACAUGGCACAGACCAGGCCAGUAUCGCUAUGCCUGUAAAUCCAGGACGAGCACUGAUGGUGUUCUUCAGCUUGAGGGUGACCAACAUGAUCUUCUCAGACGAUCUCUUUAACAAGAGUUCCCCAGAGUACAAAGCUUUGGAGCAACGCUUCAUAGAACUGCUUGUGCCCUACCUGCAGUCCAACCUGACCAACUUUCAGAACCUGGAGAUCCUGAACUUUAGGAACGGGAGCAUUGUGGUCAAUAGCCGGAUGAAAUUUGGCAAACCUGUUCCUCAAGGCGUCACCACAGCUGUCUAUCUGAUCCUGGAAGACUUCUGUAACACAGCCUACCAGACCAUGAACCUGGCCAUCGAUAAGUACUCGCUGGAUGUUGAGUCAGGAGACAAGGCAGACCCCUGUAAAUUCCAGGCGUGCAACGAGUACGCAGAGUGUAAGGUGAACAAGUGGUCGGGGGAGGCAGAGUGCGUCUGUAACCCUGGUUACUUCAGCGUGGAUAGCCUACCCUGUCAGAGUAUUUGUGAGCUCAGGAACGACUUUUGCCUCAAUGACGGCAAGUGUGACGUCAUCCCAGGCCAGGGAGCCAUCUGCAGGUGUCGGGUUGGGGAGAACUGGUGGUACCGAGGAGAGCACUGUGAGGAGUACGUGUCCGAGCCACUCGUGGUCGGUAUAGCAAUCGCCUCUGUAGCUGGAUUCCUAUUGGUGGCCUCUGGUGUGAUCUUCUUCCUCGCCAGGACGUUACGAGAUCAGUAUGACAAGGAUGAGUCAGAGGACCCUAUUCGGCGAGCAGAGUCUCUCCCAUCUCUAGAGAGGGCGACCAAGUACAACCCCAUGUUUGAGAGCGAGGCCACCACAGGCUACAGCAACUACUACCGCCGCUAUCCCGAGGCUCCUGUCUACAGCAGUGCCAGCGCUGAAGCCUCCACUGACUUUAGCAGCGAGGAGAUACGACACAUUUAUGAGAACAGUGAACUGACCAAGGAGGAAAUCCAAGACAGGAUACGCAUCAUUGAGCUCUACGCUAAGGAUCGGCAGUUUGCAGAUUUUGUGCGGCAUCAUCAAGCUGUUCUGGAUACGCGAGAGAGCUCCUCAACAUAG
Molecule: messenger RNA, 3432 nt
Organism: Scomber scombrus (Atlantic mackerel)
Lineage: Eukaryota; Metazoa; Chordata; Actinopteri; Scombriformes; Scombridae
Gene: impg2a
Product: interphotoreceptor matrix proteoglycan 2a
Exons: 20
Coding region: 1-3432 (1143 amino acids)
Biological process (GO): visual perception
Molecular function (GO): heparin binding; hyaluronic acid binding
Source: RefSeq, a predicted model, not a curated record